AUGGAGGAAAGAAAUGUGCCCACCAUACGGGAGCUGUCAGAUCAAUUGAAAGAGCUGCCGAUGUAUGCCCCAUUGAGAGUGAGUCAUUGAAAUAUUCAUUUCGCACAUCCAUUGUUAUUUCCUCUUUCAUAUGGAAAUCCAUUAUGACGUGGCUUUUAGACGUACAUUAGAGGAACCGUAAAUGUGGCUUUGGGAGUGACGAAACGCCUCCCCGCAAAGUUUUUGACGGAUAAAGGUGAGGAGGUAUCGGAAUGGGAUCGAAAUGGACAGUUUAAGGAUUGCAGAGUGCGUGGCCCACAGUCUGAUUGCCGAUUGGAUCGAUUCGAGUGGAUACAAGAUUGCGGCUCAGAUGAUGAGGACGCAAAUGGCAGAGAAAUACGUGGAUGCGCCCCAGCAGUACGUGACGAACGGCGAUUCGAUCGACAAAAAACUGACGGAGAUUGAGAUGAAUGUGCCGAAAUUGGAGAGAAAAGAAAGGAGCGUCGAGAAUGGGCAUCCGAGCAGAGUGAACAAAAGAAGAGGGCCGUUGAGGAUUGCGCCGGCGAUCAGUUCCGAAGACUUUCGGAAAUCGAUGAUGACGAGAGUCGAGAUGGAGAGGAAAAUGGUAAGCGGACGGGCGGGAUGAGAAGCAAUCGUGAUGAAGUUUCAGUUUCCGAGAAAGGCUGUAAUUGUUCACGAACCUUCGGACUCUGAGGAUUCUUCGUCGUCUUCGGAAGAAGAGAAAUCACAAGAAGAGAAGGCCUCGAACAAAGAAGUGGAAGACGAAGAAGAAGAAGAAGAGACGACGAAGCCGUGGACACCGUCGAAACUGGCACUCGUAACCGAUGAGGUCUCCGAUCCUCCCUCUUCCAUUUUUUCCGCCCAUCUUCCACCGCUUUCCAUCAGCAAACCGUUGCUCACGACGAAAGAAGAGAAGGCGAUUGAUGCAUUGUUUGAAGAUGAUUAUGAUUUGGGAGACUUUGACGAUGACGUCGAAGAUGAGACAAACAAGAAGAAGGAGACGGAAGUGGAACAAAAGAAAGAGGACAAGAAGGAGGAGCAGAAGGCUGUCGCCGUGGAGCCACUCGUUCUGUCGGAAGGUCCGAUUGCUCCCGAGUCUGUCGGUCCCUUUAAAGUGAAUUCGUUUCAGGCGAGUCAAUCGACGAAUUGGAGGAAUUCGACACAGGUCUUCUCUCGUCGGGAGGGUCCGACUACUCUUUCUAA
Molecule: messenger RNA, 1203 nt
Organism: Caenorhabditis sp. 36 PRJEB53466
Lineage: Eukaryota; Metazoa; Nematoda; Chromadorea; Rhabditida; Rhabditidae
Source: the annotation of a GenBank genome assembly